AUGGUAGCUUCAGAAAUGACAGACCAAGAUGAGAAACAUAUCCUGCAGACACCUUCUAAUACCCGCAUGUCGUUUGAACAACUCACCUUCGAUCCGGAGGGAAAUUCCUUAACGCCUCCUUACUUGCCGACCAGAAUAAUCAAUAAAGUGCAUCCAGAUGCAUCUUCAGCGGAGGAACCACUUACAACGCAAGCGAAUCGUCCUUUGCGCAGACGGAUUAUGUCCUUAGAAUUGCCGGUGUUUUUGCUCUUCCUCUCUAUGAUGCUAUCGCAUCCUGUAAUGCUGAAUCAGGAACUUUACCAAACCUGUGUAGCUGUAUAUCAUUACAACGAGAGUAGCUGCGAACCUCUACGCGGUAUUAUUCCCAAGACGGAGGAGGCGAAAGUUAUCGAAAAACAUCUCCAGCCUUAUGUGGCCCAAAUCACUAUGACCAACUCUAUACUACAUAAUGUAUGGCCGGGAAUUCUCGUUCUCUUCAUCGGGCCAUGGUCAGAUAAAUUUGGGCGACGACCAGUGAUGUUGGCAGCAUUUACAAGCUCACUUCUCGGUCACAUCAUCACCGCAACAUUGGUCAGCAUUUCUAAGCUGGUGUCGCUUAAUCCUUGGUUUUACUUAUUAGGCGGUAUUCCAUCCGCACUUGUUGGCGGUGCCAACUCAUUGAUUACCGUCGUCUUCUGUUAUAUAUCUGAUGUCUCUGAUAUGGAAAGUAAACCAAAGCGGGUGUUCUAUAUUGAUAUGGUUAUGGGUGUGGGUGUAGUACUUGGCAAUGUGUUGAGCAGUUACUUGUUGCGGCUCACGAGCGUUGCUAUGGUGUGUGCCACGGCUGCCACACUUGUGUUUAUCGCUUUACUCUACAUUUUAUUUUUUAUUGGAGAAAGUUUGGAUGUUGAGGAAACAAGCUUUGCGCAUAAAGCAAAACGCUUCUUUGAUGUCCAACUUAUCAAGGACCUAGUGAAGACUUGUGUGGCACGACGUCCAAACUAUGGACGCGCCAUAAUCGGUUGCACAAUUUCCGUUUUAAUGACAACGAGCUUCAUACUUCACGGUGAACUCGGUGUAUUCUACUUGUUUUUACGUAACAAAUUCAAUGUCACUUUGCAACAGUUCACAUAUUAUAAUGCCACUGUAAUCACAAUUAAAAUGACAGGAUGUUGUGUUGCUUUUGCGGUAUUCAGAAAGCUCUUCAAAAUAUCUUUUGCCGCGAUUGCUAUGAUGGGUCUGGCUGGUUGUAUUAUGGACAGUUUAACGCGGGCUUUGGCGCAGAGUUUCUGGCAAAUGUAUAUGGCAUCCGCCUUUGGACUUAUGUCAGGCAUUACCACGCCCAUGUUACAGGCAAUCGUUUCGUUAGCAGUGCCAUCAAAUGAGAUUGGCAAAGUUUACUCCUUAGCUUCGUGUUUUCAAACGCUCUCACCCUUGGUUUCCGCUCCAUUAUAUACACUCGUCUACAAUGGAACUCUGAAUUUUUAUCCUGGAUUCUUCAAUUUUAUCAGCACGUCUCUAUUUGUGGUGUGCUUUAUUGUAAUGAUUGUGAUAAACAUUUUUGAGCGAAGAGUUGCAAACAGACCAAAUGUACCUGAAACAGAAAAGGGCGAAAUGGAAAAUCUCAAAAGUGAAAAACCGAGGACCGAAUCAGCUAACACAUCUUAG
Anastrepha obliqua is the source of this 1647-nucleotide messenger RNA. Its product is annotated as proton-coupled folate transporter-like. Gene Ontology annotation, cellular component: membrane. The transcript is spliced from 9 exons. Gene Ontology annotation, biological process: transmembrane transport. The record is from RefSeq and is a predicted model, not a curated record. Gene Ontology annotation, molecular function: transmembrane transporter activity. Lineage: Eukaryota; Metazoa; Arthropoda; Insecta; Diptera; Tephritidae. Bases 1 to 1647 code for a protein of 548 amino acids.